AGGUUCUCUCUCUUUGUAAUUGAUAUUGCAUCUUUUUCCUUUUUUUUUAAACACCCUCUCUCCCGCCGAGUCUCUCCCUCCACCCCCCAGUCUUUUCCCUCACCGCCGUCAACUAUCGAGGUUUAGACUUGAGACAUUGUCCCUCUCAGGCUCCAUAACCCCUCUGCCAUCUUUAUUUUAUUUUAUUUUCCUUCGACGCCUUCUUUUUUUUAUCCUCUGCGAAUUAGCCGAUACCCGCCGACGUCUAUCCAGCUUGCUCGCGAUAAGAGAAGCUGCACCAUCGGGACAUCGACGUAUCGCUCUUGCUCCUGCGAAGGAGCUCUAGCAAGUCAAUAUGGUGGUGGCCACAAUCAAGUGCGUGGUUGUUGGAGAUGGUGCUGUCGGCAAGACAUGUUUGCUCAUCAGCUACACCACCAACAAGUUCCCGUCGGAAUAUGUGCCGACAGUCUUUGACAACUAUGCCGUCACGGUCAUGAUAGGAGAUGAGCCGUACACGCUUGGUUUAUUUGAUACCGCCGGACAGGAAGAUUACGAUCGUCUUCGACCCCUCUCGUAUCCCCAAACCGAUGUGUUCCUUGUCUGCUUCAGUGUCACUUCCCCCGCCUCCUUCGAGAACGUCCGGGAGAAGUGGUUCCCCGAGGUCCACCACCAUUGCCCUGGUGUCCCCUGCCUUAUCGUCGGCACUCAGACAGAUCUGCGAGAGGACCCUAGCGUCCGAGAAAAACUAUCCAAGCAAAAAAUGCAGCCUGUGCGCAAGGAAGAUGGCGAGCGUAUGGCCAAGGAACUCGGUGCGGUCAAAUACGUGGAGUGCAGUGCCUUGACCCAAUACAAGCUUAAGGACGUAUUCGACGAGGCGAUCGUCGCAGCACUGGAGCCACCCCCGCAGAGGAAGAAGCCCCAUAAGUGUUUGAUAUUCUAAUGCCGCCGCUCGACCGAAGUACCAAACAUUUCUUCCCUCUUUCGCCCUUAUUGAGCAACGUCGCCACGGAAUUCCAAGAUUGGAAGGUUUACGGACAUGUCGUUCUUGGGCAAUUUCCACAACAUAUGCAUUUUUCGUAAUAAGGGCGAUCUUUAGACAUUUGCGCUUGUGAUACCACAAGUGGAUAGGAUUCAGAAUGAAUCAAAGUUUGGUGGAAGCAACACCGCAUCGAUCAGGGAAGUAGUACCGU
Hypoxylon fragiforme is the source of this 1169-nucleotide messenger RNA. RefSeq names its product cell division control protein 42. Lineage: Eukaryota; Fungi; Ascomycota; Sordariomycetes; Xylariales; Hypoxylaceae. Gene Ontology annotation, molecular function: GTP binding; GTPase activity. Gene Ontology annotation, biological process: small GTPase-mediated signal transduction. The record is from RefSeq and is a predicted model, not a curated record. The transcript has 4 exons. Bases 335 to 919 code for a protein of 194 amino acids.